Cavia porcellus (domestic guinea pig) is the source of this 2873-nucleotide messenger RNA. RefSeq names its product procollagen-lysine,2-oxoglutarate 5-dioxygenase 3 (gene Plod3). Gene Ontology annotation, biological process: peptidyl-lysine hydroxylation. Gene Ontology annotation, molecular function: iron ion binding; L-ascorbic acid binding; procollagen-lysine 5-dioxygenase activity. Gene Ontology annotation, cellular component: endoplasmic reticulum. The transcript has 19 exons. The record is from RefSeq and is a predicted model, not a curated record. NCBI's taxonomy places the organism in Eukaryota, Metazoa, Chordata, Mammalia, Rodentia, Caviidae. The coding region runs from base 376 to 2589 and encodes 737 amino acids.
UCCCGUGGGGUCACUUCCCCUCUCAGGGUUUCGCUUUUCUCGCUGUCAUGCGGGCAGUGGGCCCAGCAGGCUCCAAUCGCUGCCCCAGCUCCUCCUCGUCCCGCAGCCCGACGCCCCCUCUGCCCGCCCGGCGCAGCCUUGGCGCGCGAGCCAGGGACAAUCCUCGCCUUGUCUUGUCGCCUGCAGUCUGGAGUUUUCUGAAGCCUCGGGUUACGCCUUUUUUUUUCCAGGGCGGAGCUCCUGUCCAGCUCCUCCUAAUAGCUGGUCUUUCUGCCGCCCGGGCUCCCUCUUCCCAGAACCUUCUUCAGAGCUGGGAUCCAGGGGCACAGCCCAGCCUGGCGCGGACCCGUGGGUUGCCCUGGCUUGCCCCUUACCAUGGCCUUUGGAGCCUGGCUUCUGCUCUUACCCCUGCUCCUGCUUCCUCCGCCUCCGGGUGCCUGUGCUUCUGACCAACCCCGAGGCAGCAACCCUGUCAAUCCAGAGAAACUGCUGGUGAUCACCGUGGCCACCGCGGAGACAGAGGGGUACCGCAGGUUUCUGCAGUCUGCAGAAUUCUUCAACUACACUGUGCGGACCCUGGGUCUGGGUGAGGAGUGGCGAGGUGGUGAUGUGGCUCGAACAGUUGGUGGAGGCCAGAAGGUCAGGUGGCUCAAGAAGGAAAUGGAGAAAUAUGCAGACCAGGAGGACAUGAUCAUCAUGUUUGUAGACAGCUAUGAUGUGAUUCUGGCUGGCAGCCCCUCGGAGCUGCUGAAGAAAUUCGUCCAGAGCGGCAGCCGCCUGCUCUUCUCUGCAGAGGGCUUCUGCUGGCCUGACUGGGGGCUGGCAGAGCAGUACCCUGAGGUGGGCACGGGGAAGCGCUUCCUCAACUCCGGUGGGUUCAUUGGCUUUGCUCCCACCAUCCACCAAAUCGUCCACCAGUGGAAGUACAAGGAUAACGACGAUGACCAACUGUUCUACACGCGACUCUACCUGGACCCUGGGGUCAGGGAGAAAUUCAGCCUUAAUCUGGAUCAUAAAUCCCGGAUCUUCCAGAAUCUCAAUGGAGCUUUAGAUGAGGUGGUUUUAAAGUUUGACCAGAAUCGGGUGCGCAUCCGGAACGUGGCUUACGACACACUUCCAGUUGUGGUCCAUGGAAACGGCCCCACUAAGCUCCAGCUCAACUACCUGGGGAACUAUGUCCCCAAUGGCUGGACUCCCCAGGGAGGCUGCGGCUUCUGCAACCGGGACCGGAGGACACUCCCGGGGGGGCAGCCUCCCCCCCGGGUGCUGCUGGCCGUGUUUGUGGAACAGCCCACCCCGUUUCUGCCCCGCUUCCUGCAGCGCCUGCUCCUCCUGGACUACCCGCCAGACAGGGUCUCACUCUUUCUGCACAACAGUGAGGUGUACCACGAGCCUCACAUAGCGGACGCCUGGCCGCAGCUACAGGACCACUUCGCCUCUGUGAAGCUAUUGGGGCCAGAGGAGGCUCUGAGCCCAGGCGAGGCGAGGGACAUGGCCAUGGACAUCUGUCGGCAGGACCCAGAGUGUGAAUUCUACUUCAGCCUGGAUGCUGACGCCGUACUCACCAACCAGCAGACACUGCGCAUCCUCAUCGAGCAGAACAGGAAGGUGAUCGCUCCCAUGUUGUCACGCCAUGGCAAGCUAUGGUCCAACUUCUGGGGGGCCCUGAGCCCUGAGGAGUACUAUGCCCGCUCGGAGGACUACGUGGAGCUGGUACAGCGGAAGCGGCUGGGUGUGUGGAAUGUGCCCUACAUAGCCCAGGCUUACGUGAUCCGUGGGGAGACCCUGAGGACAGAGCUGUCCCAGAGGGAAGUGUUCUCGGGCAGCGACAUGGACCCAGAUAUGGCCUUCUGCAUGAAUCUGCGGGACAGGGGCAUCUUUCUCCACCUCAGCAAUCAGCAUGAAUUUGGCCGCCUCCUGGCCACAUCCCGGUAUGACACAGACCACCUGCACCCUGACCUCUGGCAGAUCUUCAACAACCCUGUCGACUGGAAGGAGCAGUACAUUCAUGAGAACUAUAGCCGCGCCUUGCACGGGGAAGGCCUUGUGGAGCAGCCGUGUCCAGAUGUGUACUGGUUCCCGCUGCUGUCGGAGCAGAUGUGCGAUGAGCUGGUGGAGGAAAUGGAGAACUACGGCCAGUGGUCAGGGGGCCGGCACGAGGACUCCCGGCUGGCCGGGGGCUACGAGAACGUGCCCACUGUGGACAUCCACAUGAAGCAGGUGGGCUAUGAGGACCAGUGGCUGCAGCUGCUGAGGACCUACGUGGGGCCCAUGACCGAACACCUGUUCCCUGGCUACCACACCAAGACCAGGGCAGUGAUGAACUUUGUGGUCCGCUACCGGCCGGAUGAACAGCCCUCUCUGCGACCGCAUCACGACUCAUCCACCUUCACCCUCAACGUGGCACUCAACCACAAGGGCCUGGAUUAUGAGGGAGGCGGCUGCCGCUUCCUACGCUACGACUGCAUCAUCUCAUCUCCCAGGAAGGGCUGGGCACUGCUGCACCCCGGCCGCCUCACCCACUACCACGAGGGGCUGCCCACGACCUGGGGGACUCGCUAUAUCAUGGUGUCCUUUGUGGACCCCUGAUACUCAACCACUGCCAGACCCUCACUGCCGUUGUGCCUUCUUGGGAGGCCUGGCCCCCACUGUUGGAGACGGGUCUCUGCCCACAUCCUUGCCUCCUGAGUAAGUCCCAUUUGCCCAGGACUGAAUGUGUCACCUUGCCAAACCAUAACCUCUCAGGAAGCUGGAGGAGCCCCUGCCCUUCCUUCAGCCCCCAGGGGUUCUUGAUGCUGGGCUUCUGGGGGUUCCCCAUGAUAAAUUAUUAAGGUCCUCAACCUCCGUCUAGUAAAAGAAGAUUUGUAACUCGA